Acanthoscelides obtectus is the source of this 1462-nucleotide messenger RNA. NCBI's taxonomy places the organism in Eukaryota, Metazoa, Arthropoda, Insecta, Coleoptera, Chrysomelidae. The record is from the annotation of a GenBank genome assembly.
AUUUAGCUAGGUUAUGUUUUGUAUAUUUUGAAUUUAAAAGCUGUAGAUGACAUUGCAAUAAAUCAAAAUGUGCGAAAUGUUCAAUUUCAAAGAGCCUAAGAACUUAAAAGACUAUACUCUGAUAUUUCCUUGCGUAUCAGUUGGAAACGUACCCCAGCUAACUGUCGAUCUACUUAUUAAAACAUACAAUUUCAAAAAAACUGCAACUAUCUGGCAUCCUGCACUAAUUGCUUCAGUUGGAAGUGACCCGUACACCGCUUUAAAUGGAGAAGUUUGUACUGCCUGUGAACUUUACACCAACGAAAACUUAAAUUUAGCGGUAGUACAACUUCGCUCAUCAGUAGAGUUCAAACUCGCAAUGAAAUUCAUAAGGGAUCUAAAUGAAGCUAUACAGCAAUUCAAUCUGAAGAAUAUCUACAUACUUUCAAGUGGGUUUGACUAUGAACUACGCAACAUUCAGAGUGAAAAGUUCUUCUGUCUGAGCAACGAGCACACAACUGAAGUCAUGGCAAGGAAUAAUGUUAAGCAACUAGAACAAAAUUUUUUUAGGGGGAAAACAUUAUAUAAAACUAAAGUCAUGACAGACAAUAUAGCCCAACAAGCAGAAGAAAUGGAAGCACUGAAAUCUAUAUUUGAAGAUAGGUGGCAAGUUGAUAGUACAACUGGUUUAUGCAGUAUUGACAUAACGAAACAAGUAAAACUGUACAUAACAUUAGUGCCUGAAUAUCCUUCAAAUUCGCUUCCCAACUAUGAAUUAUUGGCUCCUGAAUUAAUUGCAGAUGAAAGACAGCAUAUUGAAGAUGAGUUUCAAAAUUUAUUUGAAUCCCAUGGUGGAGAGCCACUCAUAUACCAGAUGAUAAUGAUAGUAGAAGAGGCAGUUAGGAAUAAAGAAGAUGCAAAACAUAACUCAAAAAAUAAAUCUGAAGGCAUUGAACCUGUUGAAAAGAAAUCUGAAGUUUUCUCACUAUCUGUAAAUCAUUUGAUGAUAACACAUGGACCAAUAAUUACAGAUAGAAAAAGUGUUUUUCAAGGGCAUACAUGUGUUGUUAAAAGUAAAGAAGAUGUUAGGUUAUUUAUGAAUACACUAUUAGAGAACAAAAAAAUUGCAAAUGCUACACAUAAUAUUACUGCCUUCAGGAUAUCUAUACCAAAUGGGAUGAUACAGGAUUGCAAUGAUGAUGGUGAGACGAAAGCCUCAGGCAGACUACUGGAGAUGCUACAAAAUAUGAAACUUGAAAAUGUUAUGGUUGUAGUCAGUAGAUGGUAUGGAGGUAUACAUCUAGGACCCGACAGAUUUAGACACAUAAACAAUGCUGCAAGACAAGUACUUGUAGAAGCUGGGUUUGUUAAACCCUAGCUUAAUUUCGUAAUAUGUUGAUUUAUUUAUACUCAUAUAUGAAAUUGUUGAAUAUAUAUUUUGGAAUUAUGUUUUUUUUUUCCAUAAAGUAGCUACAUUACCAAG